This is a messenger RNA of Dichomitus squalens LYAD-421 SS1, 4407 nucleotides long. RefSeq lists its product as uncharacterized. The coding region runs from base 1 to 3462 and encodes 1153 amino acids. Gene Ontology annotation, cellular component: nucleus; Ste12p-Dig1p-Dig2p complex; Tec1p-Ste12p-Dig1p complex. The transcript has 3 exons. The record is from RefSeq and is a predicted model, not a curated record. Lineage: Eukaryota; Fungi; Basidiomycota; Agaricomycetes; Polyporales; Polyporaceae. Gene Ontology annotation, biological process: sexual reproduction; regulation of DNA-templated transcription. Gene Ontology annotation, molecular function: DNA-binding transcription factor activity.
AUGGAAGGCCUCGUCUCGCAUCAGUCGUCCCACCCGUUCCCCUUCCCGCUUGAAGCACGAUCGUAUCCUCCACGAUCAUCAUCCCACUACAGCCAGAGGCUCGCCUACCCACCACAUCACGACCCCGCACAGUUUUACGAUCAGCCAUUCGCUCAGCAGCAACAGCAGCAGUCCCAGUUUCCGUCCGCCCAACAGUCCCUGCAGAUCCAGACAGCCAACCCCGCGCCCCACGAGCAGGAUCCGGAAGAGCAGACUGCGCAUCCCUCCCGCCCCAAUUCGUACCAUCAGCUGCAGCAUGGCAUCGAUGCCGACCACGAUAGCGACAGCGACCUCCCCCAGCAGGAGCAGUCCAUCGCCGAUGCGCUUACUGACAACUCCGGGCCGCACGGAGGCCUCAGCCGCCCGCUGACGCUCCAGGAGCGCGAGAUGCUCGCCCACCUCGACAGGCUCAAGUUCUUCCUCGCCACCGCCCCCUCCCGCUGGAACACAGAGAACGGUUUCGCUGGCCCAGACCCGUCCACCGUGCCCGCGGGCCACCCGCACAGCGCACACCCGGCCCUCAACCGCUUCCUGCUCCCCAACUCCGAGUACGUCUCCUGUGUCCUCUGGGGCGGCUUGUAUCACAUCACAGGAACGGACAUCGUCCGCGCGCUCGUCUUCCGCUUCGAGGCGUUCGGUCGCCCCGUCCGGAAUAUGAAGAAGUUCGAAGAGGGCGUGUUCUCCGACCUCAGGAACCUCAAGCCUGGGAUAGACGCGUGUCUGGAAGAGCCCAAGUCGCCUUUCCUUGAUCUGUUGUUCAAGUACCAGUGCAUUCGCACGCAGAAGAAGCAGAAGGUGUUCUACUGGUUCUCUGUGCCACAUGACCGGCUUUUCCUCGACGCGCUCGAGCGCGACCUCAAGCGCGAGAAGAUGGGCCUCGAGCCAACGACCGUCGUCACGGGCGAGCCUGCGCUCUCGUUCACCUAUGACCCUAAGCGCUCGCUCUAUGAGCAAUUCGCCAAGGCGUCCGGCAGCCGAGAGGGUGAGGGCGAGCUCGAGGCCGCGGUCCGGCGCGCGGACGAGGCAUCUGAGAACGGCAGCGUCGCUGACAGCGACAGGCAGUCCGAUGCCGGGCAGUCGUCGGCGUCCGAGGCGGACGAGUCGCAGGGCGAGGAUAGUGCAAGCGUAAAGGCGAACAAGAAGAGCCCCAGGCCGGCACCAAAGAACACGCACUCGCCGUUCUUCUCGAUGUUCUCGCUCUUCGAGGGCUCGCCGACGUACAAGCAGCGGCGCAAGAAGGUGCAGAAGGCGCGCAAGUCCCCGGGCGUGGGCGACAACCACUUCCCCCACCAUCCGUCCGCGAUAGGCCACCACGGCAUGCCCGGCCACCCCGAUGGCGAAUACGGCUGGCCGCAUCCCCACGCACACGCACACCAACAGCAGCAGUACCGCGAGCCGCACCUGGACAGGUUCGGGCGCGAGACGAUGCGGCUGAGCGCGGAGGACAUGUUCAGGGCACAGGCACGGGGCGACUUCGUCGCGAGCAACCCCGAUGUGCUCAUCACGCAGAAGGAGAGGCAACGGCGCGCGCUGGAACAGCAGGCGAUCGAGCUCGCCGCGGGAGGCGCACAGGGCAAGAUUCCAUACUUGAGCGGGCUCUCCGGGCCCGGGGUCGCCGGCGGCGUACCCGUCCCGGUCAACGGUGCGAACGCGGCGGCAGCGGCGAAGCUGGCCUUCUCUGCUGCUGGUGAUAUGUCACAACAACAACAACAGCAACAGCAGCAGCAGCAGGACGGCAGUGGAUUGUACGACAACAUGACGCAGCUCUCGGGCUACGACCAGCAGCAGUUCGGCCAGCAGCAGCAGCCGCACAUGCCCGGUCCCCGGCCACAACUCGAGCAAAGACACACGUACCCGAUCCCCGAGUACGCUACAGUUAUGCACGCGCACCCCCUGCGCUCCGAUACAGACUCCUACGCCGUCGCGGGCGUCCCGCAGGCGAUCACCACGGGCUGGGCGGGCGCGGACGCGAGCGGCAGCAUGCUCGCCGGGGCCCUGCGGACGAAGGCGUUCGUCUGCCCGCUGUUCUCGUGCGGGCGGAUGUUCAAGCGGAUGGAGCACCUCAAGCGCCACCUCCGGACGCACACGCUCGAGCGGCCCUUCGAGUGCGACCGGUGCCGGAAGCGGUUCUCGCGCUCGGACAACCUCGCGCAGCACGUGCGCACGCACGAUCGGCGCGCGGCCGCGGUCGCGGUGGGCGCGUCGGGGCUCGUGGGCGAGGGAGAGCCGGAGGAGGCGGACGAGAUCGAGGUGGACGACAUUGAGGGCCAGCUGGAGUACCUCUCGGGCGCGCGGGGGAUUACGAGCGUGCAGAUGUGCGAGGUCGAGGUGCAGGGCCAGGUGCACGAGGUCCCGGGCGACGAGGAGGGCCUCGUGACGACCACAGGCGCCAUCGCGCCCACAAUGGCUGCUGCGGCCGCUGCCGUCGCUGAGCAGCAGCAGCAGCCGGAGAUGUUCUUCGAGCAGGCGCAGGCGCAGCCUCAGCCCUCGUACGACGCAACCGGCCAGGUCCUCCGCACGUCCCCCGAGCCGAGCCCGUACAUGACGGCGUCGACGACGAACAACUCGCCUGACGCGCAAUGGGCGACGAUCCCGCGCUCGCAGCAGCCGAGCCCCUCCUCUACGGCGUUCACGGCCACGGGCGUCGCAAGCAGCUCGGCCCUGACGCUCCCCCAGCACCACCAACAGCGGCUCGACGCGUCGUACCACACGCACGCGAGCGCGCUGGGCGAGUACAACGUCACGUCCAUUUCGGCCCCCAGCCACAAGCUCUCGUUCGACCAUGGUGCGCUCUACCCUCCCGAGCUCGCGCUCCACAACGGCCCUGGCCCGAUCAGGCGGCACAGGAGCGCGACGCCGUCGAUCGCCAAGUUCGGCGUCGGCGAGAGCAUCCGGCGGCCGUACUCUGCCGCGCUGUCCGAGUCGAGCCAGGCGAGCGGGGGCAGCGGCAGCAGGUCGUACCACCCGUACGUCGUCCCGGGCCACCACGUCUCGCACUCGGCGCAGUCGAGCCCGAUGGCGUACACGGUGCCGCUGGGGGGCUACGACUCGCAGCCGCCCAGCAGGCACCACUCACGCUCGAGCUCGAGCGGGCAGCUGCAGGAGCAGAUGCGGCAGAUGCUCAGCUUGGAGGCCGUCCAGGGCGUGCAUCAGGUAGACGCGGAUGCGUCGGCGAUGGCGUAUGGCUCGUCGCAAGCCCAGGCUCAGCCGUUCCAGGGUAUGUACCGCACGGACUCGCCGAUGCAGUAUGGUAAUGGCCCAGCGGUACCGGCGGAGACGUACGAGAUGGACCUCGGACAGCAUCAUCCCCAACAACAGCAACAGCAGCAAUCGGCGGACGGCAUGUACGCGGUUGGACUGGCGGGCGCGCAGGCUGUCCAGUACGCGCAGGGGUACUAUCCGCACCCACAUCACUCUCUCUGAAUCCCUGAAUCCUAUCAACACAAUCGACUUCGACAUCUUCCUCGACUCGGACCCGGAUACUAUAUAGCACACACGUAAUACGUCCCGGAACACACCACGACGACGCACACCGCACAUCGGUCACGCCUACAGAAUCGGAAGUUUAUAUCAAUCUAAUAUCUAAGUCCCGCAUUGUCUUCUGUUCUCCUGUUCUUUACUUUGUCGCAAGUUCCGCUAUCAGAUAUGUUCACCGCUGUCUGCACGCCUAGCAUAACCACUACCCUAAGCGGACUUGGCCUUGCUGUAUCAAAAUGACACGCCGUAUUGCUCCUCUCUUCGUCAUCCAUCCAUCCGUCCAUCCAUCACUCAUCACCACACUAGUGCUUGCUAUCGUUAACGUCCUCGCCCUGCAUCAUCGAUCUAGCUUCGUCUUCUCCUCAUUCGUUCUCCUCCAUUCCCCUUUCAUUCCUCCUCCGUCGUAUCGACUCGUGCCCCAUUGUUCCCAUGACCCCCUUCGUUCGGCUGAUCUGCGAUGGGCUGUGCCGAUGCGCGCAGGCUUGUCUUGGAUCCAUAGGGUCCGCCCGCCACCGGCGUAUCUCCAUGGUCCCGUCCCAAGCGGAUCCCCUGAUGGUCACAUAUCGGGCAUGGUCGUCUGUACGACGUCGCUCGUUUUACUUACUCCUACUUUCCACUCAAUUAUCAGCGCUAGACGCGUUUCGGUGCAUCGCGCUUUCUUCGUAUUAGCCUAGCUCGCCUUUUGUAUAUCCACGUGUGUCGUUAUAGCCUACUAGUACCCUAAGUCUCCCGGGGCCCUCCCCGCGCAAUCGUCACGAUUCUUUAUUUCUCCAUCGCAAUCACUUCGCGCUCUCGGUCUCACUUCAUUCACGAGUAUAUACGUAAUUUUAUGUCGGACGGCACCCCUAAUAUCGUAAUCGUUCCCCGCAAUGUCAUGAUAUUUUUAUGGUC